Messenger RNA from Anopheles maculipalpis, 1408 nucleotides. RefSeq names its product serine protease inhibitor 2-like. Gene Ontology annotation, molecular function: serine-type endopeptidase inhibitor activity. The coding region runs from base 128 to 1396 and encodes 422 amino acids. Lineage: Eukaryota; Metazoa; Arthropoda; Insecta; Diptera; Culicidae. The record is from RefSeq and is a predicted model, not a curated record. The transcript has 7 exons.
GCGUGUGAAGGCAUCCAUCCACAAGGCAAACCGUAAAUAACAACACAGCGCGCGUGUUCGCUCGCUGUCAAACAGCUGUCUCGGGGUUUUGAGAUCCCGCACGAACUGUGAAGCCUGCCAAAGCGAGAUGCGAUCUGUGAACCCCAAUAGCAUCAGGUGCUAUGCAGCUCUGAUGCUACUGAUUUCCAUCGGUACCGUGCAUACCUUCCGAAGGCAACACCACCGGCCACAGUCCUCGUUCGUCUCGAGAAAUGACUUCGAUUGGCGUCUCGCUCGUGAAGUGUUCCAGCAUGAGAGCUCAAACGUCGUGUUUUCGCCGUUCUCUAUCAAACUUUUGCUAACGCUACUGUACGAGGCAGCCGAACCGGGUACUGCUACCCAUACCCAACUCGAAGCGGCACUGUGCGAUCCGGAUCUGAACCGGACGCGUGCCUUCUACACCCAGUUUCUGGACACAUCGGCGCAAACGAACGGUGACUAUGAGUUCGAUAUUGGGACGAAAAUGUUUCUGGAUAAAGCGCACGGCAAGCUGCCGCAAACGUACACGGACCUGCUGGAGGCGACGUACCGCACCUCGCUAGAUCGAGUAUCGUUCAAUGGUACGAAGGUGACCACCGAUCGGAUAAACAACUGGUGUGAAAAGGUAACCCGUGGUCGAAUCACGGAGCUAGUGACAGAAGACAUGAUUCAGGAUGCAGAGCUUAUCCUGGCCAACGUGCUGUUCCUGAAGGCAUCCUGGAAGAACUCGUUCCCCGACGACCAAACGCACAAUCGGACGUUCCACGUCGCCGACGGCGAAACAGUGACAGCCGAGUUCAUGAACCAGAUGGAUCUGUACGAUUAUACCGACCAUGAGCAGCUCGGUGCGGAAGUGUUACGGCUGCCGUACAAGGGACGCCAGUUCAGCAUGAACAUGGUGCUACCGCACCGUAACGUUUCCCUGGCGGCACUAACCGAAUCCCUCACGCCCACCAUGCUCGACUCGAUAGCGCAAACGUUCGUGCGGGAAGAGGUAACCGUGGUGAUACCAAAGUUUCGCUUCAACUACGGCACACUGCUGAACGAAGCCAUCCAGAGCCUUGGCAUAAGCGACAUAUUCACUCAGAGUGCAGCACUUCCGCUGCUUUCUCCUGCCGAUGAACAAGCGUCUAAUGGCACCAGCAAAAACAAAAUACAGGUGUCGAAGAUGCUGCAAAAAGCAGGAAUCGAAAUCAACGAGAAGGGAACGCUAGCUUUCGCUGCCACAGAAAUUCAGCUAGUCAACAAAUUCGGUUACGACGGCGAGCCAAUCGUGUUCGAAGCCAGUCGGCCGUUCCUGUUCUACAUACUCGAUGAGGAAACAAACGCGCUGCUGUUCGUGGGAAAGGUGACGAAUCCUACGCAAAGUACGCCCUAACACAUUCCGAGA